CAGUCAGUUGGCCAGUCAGUAGGUCUACGGUCGUUCGGUCAGUGUAUAUUUUGCGACAGCAAAGGUGUGAAUAAAAACCCAAUAUAUACAUACAAAUUAAAACUCGCCUGAAUUCGGAGUUUCACUUACGAAACGAACGGAAAGAAAAUCGCUAAGAAAUACACGAGUACAAGUAUAUAAAUUUAUGUAAAUAUGUCAGUGCGCAGCUCACUUCACUGCUCUGCUUAUGCAAGUGCCUGGGGCGCAUAGAAUAGCCCGCAACAAGUGAAAAAACAAGGUCAGCAUUGAACUCAUUGGACACCAAUCCAAUCAAUAAUUCAAGUGCUGUUAGGUGCGUGUAACACGCUGCGUAUGCGUAACGAGUGCGAUCAGUGAAUUGCAAUUUAAAAAUAGAAAAAUGCGCAAUUGUUUGCCAAAAAUUAGCAGCGUUUUUCGCGUCAAGUCAGCGGCAAGGGGCGAAAAUGUUGGAAGCGGGGGCAAACAGCGAGCAGCGAGCCAUUCAAAUGAGUCGGAUUGUGAGAACGAAACGGAACAAUAUGUGCCAGCAAAGACAAUGGUGACGACUACAAAAUGUGAUCAAUUAGCUGAUAGUGAUAAUGAAAUCCAGCGCCAGUCGGACGCAACUAUACUCUACAUUGAUGACGACAACAACCACAACACCGACAAUAACGACAACAACAACAAAAACAACAUCAACAACAAAAACAAAGGCAAUAACAGCGAUAAGACCAAAGCAAAGAUAAGCAAAGGCGCAUCUAAUGUCGCAGAUUUGAACAGACACAGCAGCAGUCUCAGUGCCAGCAGCGAGAGCAGCGAAACCACAAUAAGCCAAGUGACGAUGCGUCCCAGCAUUCGGCCCAUGGAUGUCCGUCUGGUUGGUGGGAAAUCCUUGGACAGCGCCAGUGCGGAAAUGCUCAAACAGCCUCUGGGGGUUGUCAACUGUAAAACACCAGAGGAAAUGGAGCGGGAGUACGAGGCUAAUGUGGCGGCCGAAGGCCAGGACGUAAUGACACCGUUGCCACGCAGCACAAGGUCAUUGAGCAUGGCGGCCUUCGGCACUGCUAGCGGACGCAAUAUGCAGCCGGAAAUAAUCGAGGCAAUACGUAAUUUGGACGCGCAGGCCUUGCGACUGAAUAAUCUGACACUGGAGGAUAAGGGCGGACGUAACGUGCAGACGACCACGUCUUCUCCUGCUGCUACUGCCGGUCAGUGUGUGCAGGGAGAUGAGGAAUGCGUGAUUUUGCGGGGCAAGGCGGCACAUGAUGUCGCUGUUGCCGCGCCCAGUCUGGGACUCUACGAGCGACGCUUGCCCAGGGUCCCCAAAUUGACACUGAUGGUGGGCAACAAGAAACAGAAGCAGGAAAAGAGCAAAGAGAAGAACAAGGAGAAGAACAAGGAAAAGGAGAAACAGCAGCCUUGCGAGUUCGCUGAGUACAAGUGCUGUCAGCGAAAUCUCAUGGACUUCAAAUAUCCAACCGUGUUACCACCGAAUCCUCAACUUAAGGCGCUUUUAGUCUUUCACAAAUCGGAUAAUAUCUGUGAAGUGAUCACAUUAGCGUGCCAACGCCACCAAUUGGAUGUCACGCUGGUCAAGUCCAAGGAGGAGGCGCUCGAUACGCUGCACAAGUCCUAUGCCACAGCGGAGUGCUAUCAUUUAAUUAUGAUUGACGCGCGCUCCACCAAAAAUCUUGAUGCCGAGCACAUUGCAAGAACAAUACGUCACACACAUGGACAUCAUUUAACGACAAUAAUUGCGGUUUGCAAGAAAAGUUUCUUUGAAAAGGAUGAUGUGCUAAUUGCUCUAUUGGACGCUGGCGUUAAUAGAUGCAUAGCCGAGACCACUAAUUUGGGUGUGUGCAGUGUGGAACUGAAACAGAUUCUGCACUCAAUCAUACGGCCCCACAAUGUCAUGUCCACUCAACAGGCACUUUACACCGCGCUGCACCGGCUGAAGGAGGUGGUCCUCAUCACUGACGAUGUGAUGCGCAUCCAGUAUGCCAAUCGUGCCACCGAGCGCUUGCUCAAUAUGCGGCUGGACGAAAUAAUUAGCAAGCCAUUAGCUGACAUUUUCGUAUCGGACCUAUCGACCAUCACAGCACAGGGCAAGAGCAUCAAAGAGUUCGACGGCAUAUUGACGGUUCGCAGAAAGAAUCAGGACGGCAUACCCAUGCAUGUGCGCGUCGUUCCGGUGGCCUGCAUCGGAAGUGCUCCCACUCAUCUAAUUUUCAACUUUGAUGUGCCCGGCGGUCAAAUGGAUUUCAUAGCAACACUCCCACAACCAAAGGAGGCACCCCGGGGCUCGUUGCAUUCGGUGCGUCGUUGCAGUUUUGAUGUGCGCUCUAUUGCCUCCGAUGGACUGCGACGCACCAGUCUGGCCAAGCUCACGUCCCUGCCACUGGAGGCGCCCAUAACCAAAAUAAUCAAUUUACUAUCACAAGUACAGGAGAAUUGUUCGGCCGACGAGGCGCGCCUCAUAGACAAAGUGCUGGAGUUCCUUAAACGCGAGGGACUCUAUAGUCCGCAAAUGAAGGAGAUACGCACCGAUGAUCCCAUAGCCACCGAUCUUAUUGGCGCCCUGCUGACGGGACCCAGCGUCUACUCAUCGCGUCGCAGCUCGAACGAUUCCAUCAUACGCACUGGCAGCUCUACUCGCACCGCCACUAUUGUGCCCGCCAAAAUGAAGGCGAAUCCCAUCGUUAUGGAAUUGCUUGAAGAAUCUCUUAGCUGGGACUUUGAUAUUUUCAAACUAGAGGAAAUCACCGACUACCAUCCACUGCUGUAUUUGGGCAUGGAAAUGUUCCGGCGGUUCGAUGUCUUCGCCACCCUGAGCAUCGAUGAGAACGUGUGCAAGGCUUGGCUGGCCGUUAUCGAGGCUCAUUAUCGCAAGGGCAACACAUAUCACAACAGCACUCAUGCCGCUGAUGUUAUGCAGGCCACGGGCGCAUUUAUCACGCAGCUGGCCAACAGGGACAUGGUUAUGGAGCGCAUGGAGGAGGCCACAGCACUGAUUGCGGCUGCGGCGCACGAUGUUGACCAUCCGGGACGUUCCUCCGCCUUUUUGUCCAACUCGAACAAUCCUUUGGCCAUAUUGUACAAUGAUCUGACGGUGCUGGAGUCGCAUCAUGCGGCAGUUACCUUCAAACUGACAUUGGGUGACGAUAAGAUAAACAUAUUCAAGAACUUGGACAAGGAAGCGUACAAGUCAGCGCGCAGCACAAUCAUAGACAUGAUACUGGCCACGGAGAUGACGCGUCACUUCGAGCAUUUGGCCAAAUUCGUUAGCGUAUUUGGUAGUGACGUGGAGCCACGUGAGCUUAUGCAAGCGGAGGAGGAAAGUUCCAUACUAAUGCGUCGCAUGCUCAUCAAAGUGGCCGACGUUAGUAAUCCGGCACGCCCUCUGCCUUACUGCAUUGAAUGGUCAGGUCGGAUUGCCGAGGAGUACUUUACGCAAACGGACGAGGAGAAGCAACGGCAUCUGCCCAUUGUGAUGCCAAUGUUCGAUCGCGCCACCUGCAGCAUACCUAAGAGCCAAAUCGGCUUUAUCGAAUACAUCAUACAGGACAUGAUGCACGCCUGGGAUAGCUUUCUGGACAUGCCCCAGCUUAUCACUCACAUGCAGACCAACUACGCACAGUGGAAGAAAUUCGAUGAGCAAGGCAUUAAUACGCUGGCCGACAUCAAGGCCACUCAGCCGCCCAUUGUGACACAUAAGUUGGCCAACUCCAAAUAGCAUACGGCAUUUCGGAGACUUUUCUCGGGACUAUUGAAGCCAUUGCCGGCACAGGCGCCGGGCACAUCCACCAUUGGGGAGAACGAUUUGGAGGAUGCGCUCUAGUGAAGGCCGCAUAAGGGCCGCGACGAGCGUCGCAGUCUCUCGGUGUAGUGCAGCAUAUUUCUACAAUACUUGUAUUUGAUUUUGUAUACAUAUCUCGACUUACUAACGCUUCCAAAAAAAGAAAACCAAUACAAAAAACAAACAACACAGAAAUCGUGAACUAAUGAACGAAUGAAUUGAACGCAGAGAAAAGGUGAAACGGUGCCAAAAAGUUGGACACAUAACACAAGAAAGCAAAAACAAACAAACUAACUGUCACAAAACUAGUUUGAGGAAGAAAAAAUGAAACUUAUUGGGCUGGACUCAAAAUUAAAUAUUUAAGAUGGAAAAAAAUAAAAGAAAACAUCACACAAACUGAAAUUAUAUAUACUUAUAUAAAUCUGUACUACGUAUCGUUAAUAUAUGUAUAGGUAUAUAUGUGUGUACGAGUGUGUCGCAAGGCCUGCACAGGCUUCACAUUAGUCUUAAAAAAACUUAAGAAACAAACAAAAAAAUAAUAGAAAUUAUAGUCACAUAUUGUCGCCUACAGGGCGUAUGAACAAUAUGGCGUGCGCUCAACGGUACCUAAUGCGGUAUAACCAACAAAUUGACACGGGGCGGGACAAGAUCGUCUAUUGCAAUGCAAUAGACUCUUGACCCCUCUAAACAUAAGUUGUAUUUCAAAUGUUUUUCCCUUUCAACAAGACAAUCUCUUUUAAAUAUCAAACUAAAGUUUAAAAUGAAAUGUCAACGCACACAGGCAGGCAUAAAUACAAAACAAAAUAGGAAGGGAAGUCCCGCGAAAGCACUAUGGAACCAGGUCUGCAAACUACUUCUAUUGUGUGGCGUGUGUGUAUAUAUCCUAUGAUGCUAUGGACUAUUAUUAGACUUACGUAUAGCAUAAAAAACAUAAAAAAGCAAAAACAAAAAUCAAACAAAACAAACAAACAAACAAACAAUUCGAAUCCGAAACAUUUGAAACGUGUGAAAUUUUACAUGGGGCCCCUUACUACUAUUUCUACUACAACUAUUACAACUAUUAUGAUUAAUGUUCUAACUUUCUAAGCAUACCUAUUAAAGAAUUAACUAAACUAAAAUGUAUCGUUAAGUAAGAAGAAUCCUUUUUGAAAUCUUUUUUAUCUAAUUGACUGAACAAAUUACAUAUUAUGUAUAAAAAGUAUAUUAAUACGAAUUGAUAAUACGUUCUUGUU
This is a messenger RNA of Scaptodrosophila lebanonensis, 5025 nucleotides long. RefSeq names its product high affinity cAMP-specific and IBMX-insensitive 3',5'-cyclic phosphodiesterase 8 (gene Pde8). The transcript has 16 exons. Gene Ontology annotation, biological process: signal transduction; regulation of DNA-templated transcription; positive regulation of ERK1 and ERK2 cascade. The record is from RefSeq and is a predicted model, not a curated record. Bases 398 to 3730 code for a protein of 1110 amino acids. NCBI's taxonomy places the organism in Eukaryota, Metazoa, Arthropoda, Insecta, Diptera, Drosophilidae. Gene Ontology annotation, molecular function: 3',5'-cyclic-nucleotide phosphodiesterase activity.